Carica papaya (papaya) is the source of this 1990-nucleotide messenger RNA. It is a transcript of the gene MKK3, whose product is annotated as mitogen-activated protein kinase kinase 3. Lineage: Eukaryota; Viridiplantae; Streptophyta; Magnoliopsida; Brassicales; Caricaceae. Gene Ontology annotation, biological process: MAPK cascade; protein phosphorylation. Gene Ontology annotation, molecular function: MAP kinase kinase activity; ATP binding. The record is from RefSeq and is a predicted model, not a curated record.
CUAAAAGCAGGGAAUCCAAGACGAGAAGCGAGGCGAACUCUGCGUAUAGGAAGCAUCGAACUAAAACUGAAGUAUGCACGGUUACCUUCGGAUUCAAAAACCCAAUUGUAGACGAUCAAACUAGUUAACGAGGUACCAAUAAAUAUUGUAUGAACCUAAAUUGCAAUACAUCAUCAUGGCGGGAUUAGAAGAGUUAAGAAAAAAAAUUUCGCCUUUGUUUGAUGCCGAGAAGGGCUUCUCAGCCGGGUCAACCUUUGACCCCAGUGCUUCUUAUAUGCUGUCAGAUGGUGGAACUGUUAACUUACUUAGCAGAUCAUAUGGAGUGUACAAUAUUAAUGAGCUUGGAUUGCAAAAAUGCACAUCUUCUCUGGUGGAAGAAACAGACCAGAACGAGAAGACAUAUCGGUGUGCCUCCCAUGAGAUGAGGAUAUUCGGAGCCAUAGGUAGUGGUGCAAGCAGCGUUGUUCAAAGAGCUAUGCAUAUUCCCACUCAUAGAAUUCUCGCCUUGAAGAAAAUUAAUAUAUUUGAAAGAGAAAAAAGGCAACAGCUUCUCACUGAGAUACGGAUGCUUUGUGAGGCACCUUGUUAUGAAGGUCUUGUGGAAUUUCAUGGUGCCUUUUAUACUCCAGAUUCCGGGCAAAUAAGUAUAGCUUUAGAAUACAUGGAUGGAGGAUCACUGGCAGAUAUUUUACGAUUGAGGAAAAGGAUACCCGAGCCAGUCCUUUCGUCCAUGUUCCAAAGCCUUCUGCAAGGACUGAGCUACCUGCAUGGAGUUAGACAUUUAGUUCACAGAGAUAUCAAGCCAGCGAAUUUACUCAUAAACUUGAAGGGUGAGCCCAAGAUCACGGAUUUUGGCAUCAGUGCCGGCCUAGAGAAUUCCAUGGCGAUGUGUGCUACUUUUGUUGGAACUGUAACAUAUAUGUCACCAGAACGAAUUCGAAGCGAGAGUUAUUCCUAUCCUGCUGAUAUCUGGAGCCUAGGCCUUGCUCUCUUUGAGUGUGGCACCGGAGAGUUUCCAUAUACAGCUAAUGAAGGACCAGUUAAUCUUAUGUUGCAGAUCUUGGAGGAUCCAUCACCAUCUCCAUCAAAAAACAGGUUUUCGCCAGAGUUCUGCUCCUUUAUUGAUGCUUGUCUGCAGAAGGAUGCCGAGGCCAGACCAACAGCAGAUCAGCUUCUUUCCCACCCAUUUAUUAUGAAGUAUGAUCAUGAUGAAGUGGACUUAGCGGCAUUUGUUCGAAGCGUUUUUGAUCCAACACAAAGGAUGAAAGAUUUGGCAGAUAUGCUAACGAUACACUAUUACUUGCUUUUUGAUGGAUCCGAUGAACUUUGGCAGCAUACAAAGACUUUAUACAACGAAGGUUCUACCUUUAGUUUUUCGGGGAAACAGUAUGAUGGUUCGAAUGAUAUCUUUGCGACCUUAUCAGAUAUUCGUAGUACAUUAGCCGGUGACUGGCCUGCUGAGAGACUAGUCCAUGUCGUAGAAAAACUCCAGUGCCGGGCUCAUGGUGAAGGUGGUGUUGCUGUACGUGUUUCGGGAUCCUUUAUUGUUGGGCAUCAGUUUCUGAUAUGUGGAGACGGUAUUCAAGUGGAGGGCUUGCCCAGUUUUAAGCAUCUUUCAAUUGAUAUUCCCAGUAAACGAAUGGGAACCUUUAAGGAACAGUUCAUCAUGGAGCCAGGCAACCUCAUCGGGUGUUACGUUAUCGCUAAGCAAGAGCUUUACAUCAUCCAGUAGCGAGAGCUCCCUUUCGGGUUUUGGCAAACUGACUAUUUCUUGCAACGAUUCGAACGAUUAAGCAGAGUUCUUCGAUCCUUGAAUCCGAUACAACCCUCUUCACCUUGAAGAAUGUUAGUCAUGUAUAGUACGUGGAUUUUUUUAUAUUUUCACAUCAUAAUAUAUUCUUAAUUUGUAGCCAAUACAGAGAAUGUAUUGUGAUCUAAAUACAUUGCUUUUGCUAAAUGUAUAGGUGUAUGUAUUGAUUUUUGAGUUAUA